This is a messenger RNA of Jatropha curcas, 591 nucleotides long. The record is from RefSeq and is a predicted model, not a curated record. Lineage: Eukaryota; Viridiplantae; Streptophyta; Magnoliopsida; Malpighiales; Euphorbiaceae.
AUGCGUACUGAAACGUACUUAGUUCCUGAAUUUUACCCGAGGAUCGCCGGAAACAUGGUCCCGGAAUAUUUUCGGAGGUCCGAAACUCCCAAAAACAAGCUCCCGAAGCGGAACACACGAGUGCGCCGGGCACCGGCCAACGGGCGCGCCAGCCCCCCACCAAGGCGCGGGCGACAGCCCCUCGCCAGCGCGGGCGAGAACUCCCUCGCCCUCAUUCGCGGGCGGGGACCUCGCCAGCGCGGGCGGGGACCUCGGCCACCUGCGCGGGCAGCAGGCCCCUCGCAACCGCGCCCUCAACGGGCGAGGCCCUCCGCCGCGCCGGCGCGAGACCCCUACGCCCCGCCGCGGGCGAAACCUCUCGCCAUCGCUGGCGCCGGGCUGAGGCCUCCCGCGACCGCGCCAGCGGGCGAGGACUCUCGCCCCCGCGCGGGCGAGACCUUUCCCGCACCGCCGCGACUGGGCGAGGGGCCUUCUUCGCCCGACAGCGGGCGAACGGCCUCGCCGGCCGCCCACCGCGCCGUCACGAGGGCGAGUCCGCUCGCCCCAGCGCGGGGCGAGCCUUCUCGUCCCGCGGCAAUGCGAGUGGCCUGA